AUGGAUCUAAUAUUGAAAAGUGAGCUCUGCAACAUGUUUAUAUGGCCUUAUGACAACGAAAUUCCACAUCUUCCUCUCAUUGGUGCCUUUGGAGAUGAAUCUUCUGCUGAAAUUCAGCCCUCUUUUCCUUCAAAAAUUCUUAAUUUUGUGAAGGUUGAUUGCAGUAGAUUUGCCAACCUUAAAAACACAGUAAUCCGGCGAAAAAUUUUGUGCGAGAUAUGCGGAAGAUCAUUUAAAAACUACAAAGGUUUAAGGCAGCAUUCAGGAAAACUCCAUAGUAAAAUUGAAAAAAUUCAUCAAUGCGAAAUUUGUGAUAAAAAGUUCAAUAGCAAAUUCUGAACUUGAAAAUUUAUAGGAAAUUUUUUAUAAAAAAUGGAUAAUUUUGUUUAUUAAAAAUUAAAAUUCUGUGCGAAAUAUCACAUGGAACAAGUUCACCAAGACGUCAAAAAAGUCAAAUGUUUGCAAUGCGGAUUAACUCUUUACAACAAGUAUGCGUUCAAAAAGCAUAGCAUGCUUGUGCAUCCUUCAAGCAUGCUCGACGAGUAA
Blepharisma stoltei is the source of this 546-nucleotide messenger RNA. NCBI's taxonomy places the organism in Eukaryota, Ciliophora, Heterotrichea, Heterotrichida, Blepharismidae. The record is from the annotation of a GenBank genome assembly.